Brettanomyces nanus is the source of this 930-nucleotide messenger RNA. RefSeq lists its product as uncharacterized. Gene Ontology annotation, molecular function: purine-nucleoside phosphorylase activity. The transcript has a single exon. The coding region runs from base 1 to 930 and encodes 309 amino acids. Gene Ontology annotation, biological process: nucleoside metabolic process. Gene Ontology annotation, cellular component: cytoplasm. The record is from RefSeq and is a predicted model, not a curated record. NCBI's taxonomy places the organism in Eukaryota, Fungi, Ascomycota, Pichiomycetes, Pichiales, Pichiaceae.
AUGACUCGUUGGACCGAGUUUGAAACUGCUAAGCAGUUCAUUUAUGCCUAUCUUAAGGAGAACUCGGCCGAUCCCCUGCUGUUUCAUCCAAAAGUGCUAAUCAUCUGUGGUUCAGGAUUGGGAGGAAUAGCUAAGAUCCUGAGAGAUGAUACGGUCAAGAUUCCGUACGAGCAGAUCCCUGGAUUUAAGGUUUCUACAGUACCAGGUCACGAUGGUUCACUACUCUUCGGCCGUAUCGGCGAAAAUCGUGUGCCGGUAGUGUGCAUGUUGGGAAGAUUGCACUAUUAUGAAGGUUAUGACCUCGCUGACGUUACAUUUCCUGUUCGAGUUUCCUGUACUUUGGGUGUCACCUAUAUGAUCGCUACCAAUGCUUGUGGAGGUGUCAACGAAUCCUACAAGUCUGGUGAUUUGAUGGUGAUCUCAGAUCAUAUCAAUUUGGCCGGUAUGGCUGGAAACCACCCUCUUAGAGGCUCUAAUAUCGAUGAUAUGGGACCCCGUUUUCCUGCCAUGUCCGAUGCCUACGACUAUCAGCUUAGAUUGAAGUUUUUCAACGUUGCAAGACAAAUUGGGAUGAAAAGAUCCAUCCAUGAAGGUGUUUACACCUACUCGUGUGGUCCUUCUUUUGAAACCAGAGCCGAAUGUAGGAUGAUCAGGCUUCUAGGUGGCGACGUUGCCGGAAUGAGCACCACCCCAGAGAUAUUAGUGGCUCGUCAUUGUGGAAUUAUAUGCUUUGGUCUUAGUUUAGUCACUAAUACGAUCAUCAGUGAACCUCCUCCUAGUGCCAGAGAAGCCUGCUUGAAAGGUCUACCAGUAGAACAUGCUGUGAAUCAAUCACAGGGUAGAACAUCGCACGAAGAAGUUCUUAGAGAGGGUAACGAAGCAUCAAAGGAUGUUAACGUCCUUAUGGAAGCUUUUGUUAAUCAAUUAUAG